AUUAAAAAAAAAAAAAAAAAGUCUACUGAAUCAGGAUCAAAAUAAAUUCUCCUUUCGAAUAGAAAUAAAGAAGACCCCAGAAGCCACGAGCAAACACCAACUUUCUCACCCAAAAUCUCACCAGCCAAACAGACUCCUCCAUCCCCCAGAACCUCCAAUGUCUUCCUCUUCCCCACUGAAAAGCUUCUCAUACAACAAGUACGAGACCAGGAGGCGAAACCCUAACCCCAAAAGCUCAGCCCUUCUGGUUAUCGAUGUCCAGAACUACUUCUCCUCCAUGGUCAAGCCCAUCCUCCAAAACCUCCUCACCACCAUCGAACUCUGCCGACGCGCUUCCAUCCCCGUCAUCUUCACGCGCCACUGCCACAAGUCCCCCGCCGACUACGGCAUGCUCGGUGAGUGGUGCGACGGCGACCUCCUCUUCGACGGCACCGUCGAGGCCGAGCUCAUGCGGGAGCUCGAUCGGAGGCCGGAGGAUCAGGUCGUGGAGAAGAGCACGUACAGUGGGUUUCAGGGUACGCGCCUGGAGGAGCUGUUGAAGGAGAGGCGCGUGGAGGAGGUGAUCGUGACCGGGGUGAUGACGAACCUGUGCUGCGAAACGACGGCGCGUGAUGCGUUUAUUAAGGGGUUUAGGGUUUUCUUCUCGGCCGACGCGACGGCAACGGCGGAUAAGGAGCUUCACGAGGGGACUUUGAAGAAUCUGGCGUAUGGGUUCGCUUACUUGGUGGACUGCGACAGGCUUGGAAAGGGGCUUAAUGGGAAUUAAAUUAUGGACUUAAAGGAAAUAUUGUAAAAAAGAAAAUAAAUAAAUCUAUUUAUUUGUUUUUUGUUUUUA
Ziziphus jujuba (common jujube) is the source of this 835-nucleotide messenger RNA. Its product is annotated as nicotinamidase 3. The record is from RefSeq and is a predicted model, not a curated record. NCBI's taxonomy places the organism in Eukaryota, Viridiplantae, Streptophyta, Magnoliopsida, Rosales, Rhamnaceae. The coding region runs from base 158 to 766 and encodes 202 amino acids. The transcript has a single exon.